Messenger RNA from Belonocnema kinseyi, 4747 nucleotides. Its product is annotated as probable multidrug resistance-associated protein lethal(2)03659. Gene Ontology annotation, cellular component: membrane. The record is from RefSeq and is a predicted model, not a curated record. The transcript is spliced from 11 exons. Gene Ontology annotation, molecular function: ATP hydrolysis activity; ABC-type transporter activity; ATP binding. Lineage: Eukaryota; Metazoa; Arthropoda; Insecta; Hymenoptera; Cynipidae. Gene Ontology annotation, biological process: transmembrane transport. The coding region runs from base 173 to 4135 and encodes 1320 amino acids.
AACAACGCUCAGAUCAGAUUAGAUACGCUAUCAAAAAGCUUAAGUUCAAAAUAAAAUUCCUACCACGAUCAGACGUAGUGCACAUUAUGUAAAGCCUAUCUAAGUUGCAGUUCAUAUAUAAAUCUAUAAAUCUAUUCAUACCAAAAGUGACUUUAAAAUUAAGUUUGUGAAAAUGCAGAAGAACUCGAUACUGCUCUCAAAUUCCGAAAAACCAACACACAAGAAUUACAAGAGUGUUCCCUCCAAAGAAGCAGAGAAUAUUGGGCAUUUAACUGCCCCAAAUCCUCGACAAGGUGCAUGUUUCUUCUCCAUAAUUACUUUUGCAUGGUUUUGGAAAAUUUUUUGCAUAGGUUACCAAAGAGAGAUAAAAGAAAGCGAUCUUUUCAAACCUCUAGAUGAUCAGUGCAGUGAGUUUUUGAGUAACAAGAUACAAAAAUUAUGGCAUGAAGAAGUUCAAUCCAAGGCUAAAGAUAAAGCUCGACCUUCUCUCUUUAAAGUUCUAAUAAAAUGCUUCGGAUUGAAAAUAUUAAUAAUAGGAUUUUUCUUUCUAAUUUCAGAAGCAUAUAUCAGAAUAUGUGAGCCUCUUUUUAUGGGCAAGAUACUAAGUUACUUUAAGGAAAAAAGUGAAACGACUUUCCAAGAAGCUUUUUACUGGGCAGGUGGCCUUAUCUCCAUUUAUGUUAUGCAAAUCUUUGUAAUCAAUCAUUUGUUUAAUGUUAUGCAAAUAAUUGGAUUAAAGGUUGGCAUUGUUUGUUCUUGUUUAGCCUAUUCAAAAGUUUUGCAAACUAGUAAAACUUCCUUAGAGACAAUAACAAGUGGUCAGAUACUUAAUCUUUUAAGCAAUGACUUAACGGGUUUUCCUUUCGCUUUUAAGUAUAUUCAUUAUCUUUGGAUCACAUUUGUUUUGGUACCACUACUUACAUUCAUGAUAUAUCGAGAAAUAGGCUGGCCAGCUUUUUCAGGAGUUACGUUCUUUUGUAUAGUAUUACUUUUCCAGGGUGUUCUAGGGAAAUUUACACCGUACUGGAUAUUUAAAGCUUUUUCAAAAACCGAUGAGAGACUUCGUCUCAUCCGUGAAAUUGUUAGUGGAUCACAAGUGAUCAAAAUGCUAUCGUGGGAAGAACCUUUCCUUCAUCCUGUCGAUCAAGUAAGAAGAAAAGAGAUGCGAGCAGUAUGGAAAAUAAUCUUCAUCGAAACGAUAGCAACCUCUUUCCAAUAUUGCAGUGUGCAAGUUUCCAUCUUUACUACAAUAAUAUUUUACUUCAUGUUCACAAAAUAUAUCAUAGCAGAAAAAUUGUUUGUGGUGAUUGCAUACUUUUAUGGCCUUCGAAUUAUCAUAAAUAAUUAUUUUGUCGUAGCUCUUCAAUCUGGAGUCAAAGCAUAUGCCUCUAUUAAACGUCUUGAAAAUUUUUUGGAAUCUCAUGAGAGAGCCUACACGAAUAUUGACAAAAGUACAAAUUUUGAAAACACAACAAGUAUUGGGAGCAAAUUUUCGGACUCUAAAGAAGCAAUUUUCAUGGAGCAUGUAACGACAAAAUGGUCUGCUGAAUCGAAAGAAGAUACUCUAAAAUCUUUGAAUAUGUCUGCAAAAUGCGGGAAUAUCACAGCAGUUAUAGGUCAAGUUGCUUCCGGAAAGAGCAGCUUAUUACAUCUCAUUCUGCACGAACUUCCUCUAGUUUCUGGAAAAAUUAAAAUUCAUGGAGAAAUUUCCUACUUUAGUCAAGAUCCUUGGACCUUUGGAUCGAGCAUAAGGGAGAAUAUUAUUUUUGGAAGAUCAAUGAACAAGGAACGUUAUGAUCAAGUUAUCAAAGUGUGUCAACUGGAAAGAGAUUUUUCUAUUUUUCCUUAUAAAGAUCAGACAAUUAUAGGAGAAAAGGGAAUAAACCUGAGUGGAGGUCAACGUGCAAGAGUUGCUUUAGCACGAACAGUUUAUGCUGAUGUCGAUAUUUAUCUUUUUGAUGAUCCACUCUCCGCAGUAGACGCUGAAGUUGGUAGAUUGAUUUUUGAACAGUGCAUAUGCAACUUUUUGAAAGGGAAAACGAGAAUUUUGGUUACACAUCAACUUCAGUAUCUCAGAAAUGUUGAUUACAUCUAUUUUUUAAACGGAGGUUCUGUAGAACACAAAGGCACCUUUCAAGAUUUGCAAAAUUCUGGACUAGAAAUAGUAAAAUUGCUGCAAAGAGAUACUAUCGAUGAAAAUGGUAUUGAGCAUUUAUAUCAGAAUUCCUCUUCUGAAAAUAUAAAUUCAGGAAGUGUUACCUCUGAAAUAAAGGAAACGCAAGCUGAUGAAGUAAGAGCUGUCGGAAAUGUAUCAAAUAAGGUAUAUUUGUCAUAUUUCAAAGCUGUGGAAAACAACUGGAUCGUUUUUUUAGCAGUCUCUUUAGGACUUGUGAAACAGGUGGCAAUAAGUGGUGGAGAUUACUUAACUUCCAAAUGGAUCAAUAAUGGUGAGGCUUGUUUGAAAAAUGAUACUGAUAUUGCAAGACAUCAGUGUUUGGAUGCAACAGUAAACUAUGAUUGGUAUUUUUAUGCCUGCGGUGGUUUACUAUUUUUUGCUAUAGUUGUAGUAUACCUGCAAAUCUUUUACUUUCUUAAAAUGUGCACUAGAGCUUCUCUUAGAAUGCAUUCAUCUAUGAUGCAGAAUAUCAUUUAUGCGCGUGUGGUGUUUUUUUAUCAAAAUCCCGUCGGUCGAAUUAUGAAUAGAUUUUCUAAAGAUAUGGCAAUGGUGGAUACAUUCUUGCCACCGAUCCUGUAUCGAGUUUGGCAGCAAAUGUAUUUGAUGGUGGUGAUAAUUCCUCUUUCUGCAUUUAUAAACUACUGGCUUUUACUGCCCCUCUUUGUGAUUGGAAUUGUUGCUUUUUGCUUAACCAAAGUUUAUCUAAGGACGAGCCGAAGCGUCAAACGUUUGAGUAGCAUAACACGCUCGCCAAUGAUUAGACAUCUUGAUUACACCCUUCAAGGACUCACAACAAUUCGAGCUUUCAAGGCUCAACAUUUAUUAUCAAAAGAGUUUAAUGACCACCAAGAUCAAAACACUUCAGCUUUUUUUCUGAGCUUAAGUUCAGUUCAAACUUUUGUAUUUUAUUUGGACAUUGUGUUCACAAUUUAUACUGCAUCAGUGAUUUAUACUUUUUUGUUUUUUGGCAACCAGAAUUCGUUUGGAGAUGUUGGCUUAAUCAUUACGCAGAACACUAUACUUCUGAUUUCCCUAAAAGUAGGUACUAUCUUUGGUGCUGAAAUGGAGAAUUGUAUGACUUCUACUGAACGUAUAUUGGAAUACACGGAAAUAGAGCGGGAAAAUAUGAAAAAGUAUAAUUCUGAAGAUAAAUUACUAGAUAAGUGGCCUGUAAAAGGAAAAGUUGAAUUUAAAAAUCUGAGCUUAAGAUACAGUCCUGAAGGAAAUCCAGUGCUUAAAAAUUUGAAUUUUGUUGUAAACUCUGAGAAGAUUGGAAUUGUGGGAAGAACUGGUGCUGGGAAAACGUCCUUAAUUUCUGCAUUGUUUCGAUUAGUUUAUCUAGAAGGAGAAAUUUAUAUUGAUGAUAUUCCAACCUUUACAUUAGAUUUAAAAAAAUUGAGAUCUAAAAUUAGUAUCAUUCCUCAAGAACCACUUCUUUUUGAUGGAACAAUUCGGAAAAAUCUUGAUCCUUUAGGAAUAUAUUCAGAUGGUGAUCUGUGGCAAGCUCUAAAGGAAGUUGAGUUCAAAAACACAAUGACAACUGAUAUGGAUAAAGGUUUAGAGAGUACAAUUUCUGACGGAGGGCGUAAUCUGAGCAAGGGACAACGACAGCUUCUUUGUCUUGCGCGCGCUAUUGUAAGGCAAAACAAAAUUUUAAUUUUGGAUGAACCAACCGCAGAUGUCGAUCAGCAAACUGAUCAAAUAAUUCAAGAAACGAUUAGAAAGAGAUUUUGCAAAUGUACUAUUUUCAUCAUCGCACAUAGACUGAUUACUGUUAUGGAUUGUGAUAGGAUUAUGGUAAUGAAUGAAGGAUCCAUAGUGGAGUUUGACAAUCCAUUUUUAUUAUUAGAAAAUAAAAAUGGGUACUUAUCUAAGAUGGUACAACAAACUGGGACACAAAUGGCUAGAUCCCUUGCACAAAUUGCUGAGAAUCGUUACCGUAGGAGACAGUAUGAUUAGAAUUAGUCAAGUUAGGAUUGAAAGCUGAUACAAAACAAAUUAAAAUUAAUACUUAUCCCGUUUUCCCUUAAAAGAGAAAACAAUGCAGAUUGUUAAUAUUAUUUUCUAUAACUGUUCCAAUCGAAAUGUUAUGAAUUGAAGUACAUUCUAGCAAAUAUCUUGGACUAGUAUGACAAUGUUUUAAAUUGCAGACUGCGUAUUUUAUAAACCUAAUUAAAGUGUUUACUACCUGUAUCUUGACUGUCUAUGUAUAUAUUUUAAUAAUUGCGGUGUCCUUUCUGCCACAUUGGAUCAAAUCUUCAGAUUUACCCAUUCAGUUCUUGUUGAAUUAAAUAUUAUAAAAUGUUUAGUAGCACGUUGUUGAAAAAAUUACUUUUGAACGUACUUUGAUUUUUAUCAGCUGAAUUAGUGACAACUAAUGCUGAUAUCUAACACUUUUUAUGAAUAACGAAUAAAAGGUCCCCUGAUAGUAGUUUGUACAAAUAAUCUCAAGAUUAAAUAAGGAAGGAGAUCAAUAAGACCAAAAAGGUAGUGUAAAGUAAUUUUCAAAAAAUUUUGGAAGCAUUGAUAAUUUUCAACUAUUUAUUUGUAACAAAACUGAAUUAGAAGGAU